Pleurotus ostreatus (oyster mushroom) is the source of this 1497-nucleotide messenger RNA. RefSeq lists its product as uncharacterized. The record is from RefSeq and is a predicted model, not a curated record. The transcript has a single exon. Lineage: Eukaryota; Fungi; Basidiomycota; Agaricomycetes; Agaricales; Pleurotaceae. The coding region runs from base 1 to 1497 and encodes 498 amino acids.
AUGGAUCCUCCAACCAAAACUAUUCACUGCCUCCCGGUCGAAAUACUCUCCCUGAUAUUCAAGCUGGCCGUAAAUCGACAUAUAGAAAGUCCGAUGCCCCAGCUUCAUAUCAAGCACAAGUGCAAAAAACGCCCUAAGGAAGCCCGCGACCCGACUCUGCUUUAUAUUACUCACGUCUGCGCUCUAUGGCGUGCUACGGCAAUUAAUGACUCAUCUCUGUGGACUCAUAUUGACUUUUCUUCGCCUCAACGCACUCUCGUGUUCCUUGAACGGGCCCGCGCUAGUCCUCUCCGCGUCGCCUUGACUACUCCUCAACUCUCGUCCAGAUUUAUCGAGGCCACUGGUCUUUUCUGCGGGACUACGAAUAUACAAGGACUCAAGUUGGACGUAGAUUUUAGGACGAUCUCAAGCACAGUCGCACACAUGCAAAAGGCUUCAUUUCGCGCACCUCGACUUCGCAUGCUAAGCAUCUGCAGCGCGGAGUGUUUCUACGACGUCGAGGCUGCUCUGACCUUUUUUAUGGAAACCGUCCCCGAACUGCAGAUGCUCAAGCUGAUGCAUUGCAAGAUCACCUGGCCUAGUGCAAAUUUCGACAGCUUGCGGCAACUCCACAUUAUCCAUUCACCCAUCAUGUGCUCCAUUCGCGACUUUGCCGACCUUCUGGGCCAGAUGCCAAAUUUGACCCACCUCGAAGUCAAUACAUCAUUACCGCGAACGGCUAGUCAUCUAUAUUAUCCCCAGAAACAAACGUCGAACUUGGAAAGCCUCGAAUACCUCUGUGUAGGCGACGCCGCGCAAGCAAUUGCUCGAUUCAUCUGCAGCGUCCAGCUCCCAAAGAUUAUCGAUUUAUCGCUUGCCGCUAUCGCAAACGAAAGCCCGCAGCCCCACGUCUUCGCUAUCGCCCGACGACUUGCGGAUCUGUAUGGCCCCGCAUCGUCUUCUGAUCUAGUCAAGAUGCACCUUAUUGAAAGCCCUGGUCGUCUUCGUGUUCAACUCCAAGGCUCCAGCUGCCAGGUACCCACUGCCGAACUCGUGAUACUGGCGAAUCGACCAUUGUACCCGCUCCUUGUCCCAGUCACCGAAAUUAUGGCCAUUCCUCAACUAUCAUACUUUUGCUGCGACAUAUCAUCGUUCUCCGCUGAAGACUGGCUUCUGUCUUUCGGUCAUUUGGAGAAUCUGAGAAAGAUUCAGCUUCCUCGCAACGGGCUGACCUCUCUGAUGGUUGCACUUUUUCUCAUGCGUAACACCGACGGUAACACCUCGGGAAUAUCUUUUCCCGCUUUACAAAUCAUUGUGGUUGCGAAGGAUCAGCGUAGGACAACCUCCAACAGCAAUUCGGCAGCUUUAGUCCCGCAAACUCUAAGCUAUCGAGCCACUAAGUCUAGCGCACCGAUUUCUCUCAUUUGCCAAAGGGUUAGCGACUCUGAUCCUUUCUUGGACUACUUGAAAACCGAGAAUGUCCCACAUGUUGAGCUUCCCUACGUUCUCACUGUGUAG